This is a messenger RNA of Clonostachys rhizophaga, 7575 nucleotides long. The record is from the annotation of a GenBank genome assembly. Lineage: Eukaryota; Fungi; Ascomycota; Sordariomycetes; Hypocreales; Bionectriaceae.
AUGAUUGACUCUGGCGGUAAUCACGACGUCGGCUCUUCCAACAAUGAUUCUUUGGCGAGUACAGAAGAUAGGUCCAGCAAUGACUCUCACCCAGAUCCUUCAGUCAAGCCCAUUGCCAUCUGCGGCAUGGCCUGCCGGCUCCCUGGCGGUGUCAAGAACCCACAAGACCUAUGGGAUCUGUUGAUGGCCAAAAAGGACGCUCGGACUAUGGUUCCAGAGACUCGCUACAACGUCGCGGGCUACCACUGGCCGACCAAGAAGCCAGGCCACACCAUCACCAAGCAUGGCUACUUUCUCGACUCUGAUGUCGACAUUGGCGCCCUGGACACAUCCGUCUUCCCCAUGGCACGAGGCGAGCUAGAAGUCCUUGAUCCCCAGCAGCGGUUGCUCUUGGAAGUGUCCAGGGAGUCCAUCGACGAUGCUGGGGAGGUGAACUGGCAGGGGACGAAUGUAGGCGUCUAUGUAGGAACCUUUGGGAACGACUGGUAUGAUAUCUUGCAGAGAGAUUCACAAAGAUACGGUGCUUACUAUAUCACUACAUCCCACGAUUUCGGCGUGUCAAAUCGGGUGUCCCACUUGAUGGACUUACACGGCCCAAGUAUGACAGUCCGUACGGCUUGUUCUUCGAGCCUUGUAGCGCUGAACGAGGCUUGCGCAGCAAUCGGCAAGGGAGAUUGCUCGUCUGCCAUUGUAGCCGGAACUAGCAUCAUCAUGGCACCGUCUUUGACGACCGAUAUGUCGGACCAGGGCACUUUGAGCCCAGACGGGUCCUGCAACACAUUUUCUACCAAGGCGAACGGAUACGCACGUGGCGAGGGCGUUGUAGCACUGUUUGUCAAGUCCUUGGAUGACGCUCUCCGAGACGGCAACCCCAUCAGGUCGGUCAUUGUUGGUUCAGCCACCAACGCCGACGGCAACACCCCGAUGCUCGUGAUGCCAAGCUCAGACGCGCAAGAAGCCCUCAUUCGCCGUGCGUACAGGACCGCAGGUAUCGCCGAGUCGGAUAUCUCGAAAACUGGUUUCUUUGAGUGUCACGGUACCGGGACGCCCAUGGGUGAUCCGAUUGAGACAACUGCCAUCGCAAGGGUCUUUGGCGGCUCUGGCGGCGUACACAUUGGCUCUAUUAAGCCAAAUAUAGGACACGGUGAGGGUGUUUCCGGGUUGACUGCAAUUCUCAAAGCUGUCUUGUCCUUGGAGAACCAGACAAUUGCGCCCAACAUCAAGUGCAGCCCCCUGAGUGACAAGAUCCCUUUCGCCGAAGGUCAGCUCGUGGUGCCCACAGAAGCAACACCGUGGCCAGAAGGACGUUAUGAGAGAGUCAGUGUCAACUCCUUUGGAAUUGGUGGAUCGAACGCCCAUGUUAUUCUUGAUUCGCCACGGAGGUUCCCCGCCAUCCAGUCGCGACAUGCUGGCCUGGCAAAGAGCUCUGCCAACGAGCCACACUUGUUGCUCUUGUCAGGUAGCAGUGACCGCUCAUUGGAGAGCUUGGCAAAGGGACUCGAGGAAUACGUCGAGAACGGGCCCGAGUCGUUGAGUCUGAGAGACGUGGCAUAUACCAUGGCCAGACGGCGGCAGCAGCUGAGCUUCCGCUCCUUUGCGGUCGGUACAAGGCAUCAACUAGGGAACCCUUCUCCUCCGCUUUCGAGCAAGGGAUCCUCGCCAUCUGUCAUCAUGGUCUUCACUGGGCAAGGGGCGCAGUGGCCGCAGAUGGGACGGCAGCUACUACGUAGUAACAAGGUGUUCCGCGAGACAAUUCGAUCCCUCGACAACCAUCUCCAAGAUCUAGGCCCCCCAAAGCCCGAGUGGAAAAUCGAGGACGAACUGCUCAAGCCCGCGAGAACGAGUAGAGUCAACCAACCCGAGUUCUCGCAGCCACUGUGCACAGCGCUCCAGAUCGCCCUGGUCGACACGUUGACGUCGGUUGGAAUCAGUCCUGCGGCUGUCGUGGGCCACUCGAGUGGUGAGAUGGGAGCAGCGUAUGCGGCCGGUGGUCUGAGUGCCAGGGAAGCCAUCGUUGUGGCGUUCUACCGCGGUCUGGUAUCGGCCAAGACAACCCGCGAUGGGACAAUGGCUGCUGUCGGGCUCAGCUGGAAGGAGACAGAAGAGUUCCUGUUGCCCGGCGUCGUCCUGGCUUGCGACAAUUCUCCUCGAAGCGUCACCAUUUCCGGGGAUACGGAGCGAGUGAGCGAGGUUUUGGCCCGAAUUAAACAAAAGCUGCCUAAUACACUUACCAAGGCGCUCGAGGUAGGCAAUGCAUAUCACUCGCACCAUAUGAAGGAUGUCGGAGAGGAGUACUACAACCUCAUGGUUGCCGCAGGAGUAGCCGGCGCAACACCAUCACUGCCAGUGUACUCCAGUGUGACCGGGAAGCUCUUUGAAAAGGAUGGCUCAGCGAAUGGUGAAGGUGGAACAUCGCUCUUUGGGCCGAGUUAUUGGCGGUCGAACUUGGAGUCUCCAGUACUCUUCAAUUCUGCCGUGGCUAGCAUUCUGAAGCAGCCACCCGCGGGCGGAAGCGACAAUCUCGUCUUUGUGGAAGCUGGACCUCACUCGGCGUUAUCAGGUCCGCUACGUCAGAUCUUGACCAGUCAGUCAAAUACGGCACCGUAUGUGCCCCUGAUGAAGCGCAAAGAGAACGCCGUGGAAACGCUCCUGAACGCAGUAGGUAAGCUCUGGACGCUCCAUGUACCAGUCGACCUGUCUUCCCUCAUACAAGACGGUAAAUGCCUGCCGGACCUCCCACGCUACCCCUGGAAUCACCAAAAGACGUACUGGAGGGAAUCGCGAGUGGCAUUGGAGUGGCGAAUGAACUCGAAUCCCUGCCACGACCUUCUAGGUCUCAAAGUGCCAGAGAGCACGACCGUCGAGCCCGUCUGGAGGAACCUUCUCCAUCUCGACAACGCGCCCUGGAUCCGCGACCACCGGAUCCACGAAGACAUUGUGUUUCCGUUCACCGGCUACGUCGCCAUGGCUUCCGAGGCAGUCGCUCAAAUUACGGGAAACCGGGAAUCCGUCGAGCUCCGCCGCGUAAGCGUCAACACCGCACUUGUCAUCCGCGAGGGGGCACCGACCGAGAUAGUGACGACACUCCGCCGCCAUCGCUUGACGACGUCCCAGGAGAGUCGGUGGUGGGAUUUCUCUAUCACGGCCCACAACGGACAUGCGUGGACGAACCACUGCUUCGGGCAGGUGUCGGCUACUCCCCAACCCUUGCAGCCCGACGAUGAGAGCGUACUAGAUGACACAAGCACACCUCACGAGGUGAAUGUGCGUCAGUGGUAUGACCGGGUGAGUCGCGGAGGGCUACGCUACGGACACCAUUUCAGGUCCCUCGAGGAGGUCAGGACAAGCGCGGCCGGCCCAGAGCAUGUAGGAGUGGCAAGGAUGAAGAACAACUGGCAUGGGGACGAAGACAGAUACCACUUGCAUCCCGUGGUGCUCGACUCCCUCUUCCAGCUCGUGGGGGCGGCGGCCCACCACGGGUUCACACACGCAUACAGCCCGGCUGUACCUAUCAGCGUAGGCCACAUUGCCAUAUCGCGCUGCUCGGUCGAUGAUCUCACUCUGAGAGUGUCCUCGAAGCAAGUCGGCGGUAGUACCGCUGCCGAUGGAGCUUGCAUUGCCGGAUCACAGGUCGUCAUGCGUGUCUCCAACGCAAGCUUUUCUCCUUUGAACACGGGCGGUGCGGGCGCUGAUUCCGCCCUUUCCAAGACCGCACGGUCAAGUUGGGUUUGCCACAUAGAGUUCAUGGAUGCCAAUACCUUGGCCAAGCCGACAAGAGACAACUCGGCAUACUUUGAAGCGUUGGAGGACAUGGCGACCACAGCCGUCUUGCUGUGCCGACGAUCUCUUUCCGGGAAUGGCGCACCUCAACCCCCAGCAACACACGUCCAAAACUAUGUCAAGUGGAUUCAGGGCUGUCCCCUUGCAGAAACCCAUGAUGCCGAUGACCUACGUGUUCGCUUUGCGGAACUCCACGACUCGCUCCGAGAUGGUCCGGCGUCUCAUGCCGCCAUGGCUGUGGCCAGGAUUUGCGACAACAUAGUACCACUUGUCUCGGGCCACACCCAAGUUUCGAGUAUUUUGAACGAAGACGGACUUUUGGAUAAGGUAUACCAAUUUCUUGGAAGUUAUGACGUAUCUCCGUUGCUCAAAUGUUUAUCGCGCAUGCAACCCAAUCUCCGGAUCCUCGAGCUCAGGUCCGACACGGCCCCCGCAGUCAGCAGUGUCGUCGGCGCUCUCCAGGAUCCGGAUGGACAGCCUCUUUAUUCCCGGUAUGUUUACGCGGAUAGACAGACUGUGACUACCAGCGACAUACGUGACCGUCUCAAGGGAAUUCCCAAUCUUGAAUUUGCCAAUCUGGACAUUAGCAGAGAUCCCAUGGCCCAAGGCUUCAAAGAGCAGCAAUUUGACUUGAUUCUCGCUGCUGGCGUUCUCCAUUCUACUCCGAGCCUCCACCACAGCUUGCGGCAUAUACACCAGUUGUUGAGUCCGGACGGACGCCUCAUCCUGCAACAGCCACGGGAGGGGUUGUGCUGGCUCAAGUACGUUCUCGGGUUACUGCCUGGGUGGUGGCGCGGUGUCGAGGAUAAUCGAGUAGACGAACCUUUCGUGGAUGUAAAGCGAUGGGAGAAGGAACUAUUGUUGAGCGGAUACCGGGGCUUGGACGCUGCCGUGUCGGAUUCCCCUGGCUCCAUGGGCCUCAAUACAGUGAUGGUGGCGAGACCGCAACCUAGGACUGUCCCAACAAGACGGGUUAUGGUGCUAAUGAGUGAAGCUAAUCUAGAAACCAAGAAGCUACCGCUGGAGACAUCGUUGGAGUCUCUAGGAAUACAGACUUCCCGGUGCACCCUGAAUGACCGGCCAAUACCAGGCCAGGAUGUCAUUGCGGUUUUGGAGACAGAGGAGCCAUUCUUUGCCGGAAUAGACGCCGAAACAUUCGAAAAGUUCAACAAGUGGAUUGGCAACUUUGAAGGCUCAAACUCAGGCAUCCUUUGGAUCACCCGAGUUUCGCAGAUACAAUGCAAAGACCCUCGGUUCGCUCUCGUUACUGGUCUAGCCCGCACAAUCCGCUCCGAAAUGGGCAUCGCCUUUGGCAUCUGCGAAGUCGACGACCUAGACUCUGUAUCCGGUGCAGAGAUGGCCGCCCGUGUUUGCCGUAGGUUUCAUGAGCGUGAUCCGGACUUGAGCCAGGACCUAGAGUUUGUCAUCUCAGGCGGUGUUGUACGUGUCGGCCGCUUCUUCCCUCAACCACCGCUAUCAAAGACGCUGGACAAUGGAGAACCCUCAGACGGGCACAUUGCGCUCAGCAUUGGUCAUCCAGGGAGAAUCGACUCGCUGGCUUGGGAGCAACGCCGGUCAAAACCACUGGGAGAUUUUGAGGUUGAAAUCGACGUCCGCGUCGUUGGAUUGAACUUUCGGGAUGUUCUAGAGGCCAUGGGAAUCAUUGGGGUCGUUGAGACAGAGCGACGGUUUGGGCUCGAAGCAACUGGUGUCGUCAAACGUGUCGGCCGGCAAGUCACAAAGGUCUCUGUAGGAGACCGAGUCCUCGCCAUGGGCACAGGUGCCUUCUCAACUGCCUUCACUACCUCGGAGAUGCUCUGUCACAAACUUCCUGACAAUCUUAGCUUCGCCGACGGAGCAACAAUGGUUAUUGCCUUCCUGACAGCGAUUUAUGCCUUGAUACAUACUGGCCGUCUCCAAAAGGGCAUGUCUGUCCUCAUUCACAGCGGGUGCGGCGGCGUCGGCCUCGCCUCGAUCCAGAUUGCACAUAUGCUCGGCGCCCAAGUCUAUGCAACCGUUGGAAGCGAAGAGAAGGUAAACUAUCUUAUGAAAGCCUUUGGCUUGCCCCGAAAUCGCAUAUUUUCCUCGCAUAAUGAGAGCUUUGCGCAUGAUAUCCUCCGGGAAACUCAAGGAAAGGGAGUAGACUUGGCUUUGAAUUCCCUCUCCGGAGACCUCUUGCAUGCGACUUGGCGCUGUGUCGCAAAAUGGGGCACAAUGGUGGAAAUUGGGAAGGUCGAUCUGCUCGGUGCAGGCAAGCUGGACAUGGACAUGUUCCUUGGUAGCCGCUCUUACUCUUGUUUCGAUCUUCGCCAGAUGGCAGAAGAGCGACCAGAGAUGAUCAGCCUGUAUGUUCUUCCCCCGAUUAUAACCCCAUUACCUGGUCAAGUACUAACAAACACUGUCUUACUCUUUCGCAGUCUAUUGAGCGAGAUGACCACCUACUAUGAGCAACGCAAAAUUCAGCCUAUUCCUCAAUCAGCGAAAUUUCCCGCAGGCAAAGUGGAAUCUGCCUUUAGAGAAAUGCAAAAGGGGCAACAUAUCGGCAAGAUCCUUGUCUCUCUCUCUGAAGAUACCACAAAUGGGGAAAACGACAUUAGUAUUAACUACCCCGUGGCCAACAAGACUGGCCAUCAUCUACAUCUCGAUCCAGAAGCCACGUACCUCCUCAUUGGAGGCCUUGGAGGACUAGGCCGCUCCGUUUCCGUUUGGAUGGUACAACACGGAGCACGACAUCUGACAUAUCUAUCCCGCAGCGCUGGUAGCGACCCUCAGCAUGACAAGUUUGCGCUCGUGCUAGCAAGCAUGGGCUGUUCGGUGCAAUUUGUUCAAGGCAGUGUUGCCGAGAGGGAGGACGUGGCUCGUGCGAUUCAAGGCGCGUCGAAGCCAGUAAAAGGCAUCAUACAUUUAGGCAUGGUUCUCCGAGACCAAUCGUUCCAGCGCAUGACUCUCAACGACUGGAAUGAUGCCACCAAGCCCAAAAUUGAUGGAGUGUGGCACCUCCACCGAGUCUCGGUUGACCAAGGGCUGGAGCUGGAUUUUAUGAUACUAUUCAGUUCACUCUCAGGGAUCCUAGGGCAGCCGGGCCAAGCCAACUACGCUGCUGCAAAUACUUUCCUCGAUGCAUUUGCCAAGUACCGGAAGAGCAUGGGCCUGCCGGUAACAACACUGGACAUUGGAGCUAUGGAAGGCGUUGGAUACCUGGCUCAAAACGAAGAGCUUCUGAAGAAGAUGAAGGGCACUGGUUGGAAUCCAGUGCAAGAAGAAGAGUUACUCCGCGUGCUUGGGUCGGCCAUGUUGCCAUCUGCUAAUGUCAAGUCCGAAGAAGUCUCAACGGACCCAUGGGCACCUAUAUUGGACAGGGACACCGUCCUCAUUGGGCUUUCACCUAGCAGCACCAGCAGCGCUUCGCGCUUCAGCAAGGAUGCGAGAAUGAUUGCUCUCCUGAAUAGCGGGCAGGCAAGCCUUGGUGCAGGAUCGGAUAGCACCGACCACCUACAAGCGUUCAUGGCCCAAGCGAAGAGUGACCCUUCCCUCUUCACCAAGCCUGGAUCCGCAGAGAUGCUAGCACGCGAAAUUGGCAAGAAGUUGUUUGCGUUGCUCUUGAAGCCGGAUGACGAGCCGUCCUUAACAGCGGGCCUGGCUGAGCUUGGUCUGGACUCUCUGAUUGCGGUAGAGAUGCGAGCCUGGUGGAGGCAGGUCUUUGGGCUGGACAUCAGCGUACUUGAGAUGCUCGCCAUGGGCUCACUGGGUGCAAUGGGUAAAAAGCUGGCAGAGAAGUUGGCUAAUGACCAAUAA